AUGGACCUCCGCAACGAAUCUGCCCACUCCUAUCGCUCCCCACCAGAUCAGCGCUAUAAUCAUUUCGAUUCUCGAUGGUGUUGGAGGCGCCUGGACGCUCAUGUACUCGAGAUCAAGAAAGAUGCUAAAGAUCUCGAGGAAUGCCCGUACCCGACAAAGCUCAAGCUUGAAGUCGAGCAGUGGGUGCUCGACCACACGACGGACUACGACCACGGAGCGAUGGAUCCAUUGGCAGAACUGGACCAGUGGGCCGCAAACGCGUUCGCUCUUGGGAAGGAUGGGAUCAACCACUGCCAAGCGCCUCCAUCCUCUGUGCCGUCGUUGUCGGACGGAUCUGCGCCUGACCAAGCACCUGACAACCAUACGUAUAUGGCUUAGUGCCCUUGCGGCCGCUUAUUUGCCAUCAAGCCAAUUGAGGAUAGCCCUGAUCAGACAUUAGAAGUGCCUGCUGCUCCGGAAGCAGUUCAACAUGCGUCUCCGGACUCAACAGAAGAAG
Zopfia rhizophila CBS 207.26 is the source of this 496-nucleotide messenger RNA. NCBI's taxonomy places the organism in Eukaryota, Fungi, Ascomycota, Dothideomycetes, Zopfiaceae. The record is from the annotation of a GenBank genome assembly.